Molecule: messenger RNA, 1602 nt
Organism: Notechis scutatus (mainland tiger snake)
Lineage: Eukaryota; Metazoa; Chordata; Lepidosauria; Squamata; Elapidae
Gene: ATPAF2
Product: ATP synthase mitochondrial F1 complex assembly factor 2
Biological process (GO): mitochondrial proton-transporting ATP synthase complex assembly
Cellular component (GO): mitochondrion
Source: RefSeq, a predicted model, not a curated record
GAUUGGCCGGCCGCCCCGCCACCGGCAACAUGGCGGCGCCCUGAGGGGCGGAACGGUUACCUGAGGGCAGGAGGAGAGCCGCCUGAAAGAGUCGGCUUCUUCCCGGGAGGAUCUCUGGGCGGUGGCGAGGCGCCUCUGAAGGGCUGGUCCCCGGCAUGUGGCGAGGGAGCCUCGGGCGGUUGCUAGGCAAGGGGACCCUGGCGCGGUUUCGCCCCUCGACCCGUCCGGAGGCUUCCCCCACGGCCCUCAGGCGGCCUUAUGCGGCCCACGCAGAAAGGAAAAGAUUUUACCAAAAUGUUAGCAUCUCCCAAGGAGAAAAUGGUUUUGAAAUCAACUUGGACAACCGGAAGCUGAGAACCCCGCAAGCUAAGCUCUUUACAGUGCCCAGUGAGCCUCUGGCUUUGGCUGUGGCAACUGAGUGGGAUUCCCAGCAGGACACUGUCAAGUUCUAUACUAUGCACCUGACCAACUUAUGCAACACAGCUUUGGACAAUCCAUCACAGCGAAGCAAAGAUCAGCUCAUCCAGGCAGCUCUGAAGUUCUUGGAGACAGAUACUAUCUGCUACCGGGUAGAGGAGCCACCAGCCUUAGUAGAACUGCAGAAGAAUGAAUGGGAUCCAGUAAUUGAAUGGGCUGAGAAAAGAUACAAUGUUGUGAUUGGUUCUUCGACAAGCAUCAUGGGUCCUACCCUCCCACAAAGCACAAAGGACACCUUUAUUAGCCACUUGGCUUCAUACAACAGCUGGGCCCUUCAAGGCAUAGAAUACAUGAUAACACAGCUAAAGUCUCUGAUUCUUUCAAUGAGCCUGGUUGACAAACAUUUAACAGUUGAACAAGCUGUCCUUCUAUCUCGGCUGGAGGAAGAAUAUCAGAUUCAGCACUGGGGGAAUGUGGAAUGGGCCCACGACUACGAAAGGUAUGACUUGCGAGCCCGCACAGCUGCUGCCACCCUGUUUGUCCACCUUUGCUUAGAAAAUUCCACCAUCAAGCACAAGCUGCUUCAGCACUAAGGAACUGGGAUGCAGGAGAAGGGAGAAUGUCCGUCUGGAUGAGCCUGAAGAAAGAUUCAGAUGGAAUGGAUGAUGGAGAGGUGCUGUGGGCAUGUCUGGGCCACAGAGGAGGAGACAUGGCUCUUCUCUCCCAUGCCCUUGGAGGCUGAUUCUCCCUGGAAGUUUUGGGAGUGGCUUCCUAUCCAUCUCACCUGGGCUGGCCACUUCUGACAGGAUUUCCUUGUUUCCCAGGUUCUGCAUUUUGCUUGGCAGGUAGACAGAUUUCAGGAGCAGAGUGUUGGAAUGGGUGGAAGGCCACAUGUUCUGUCCUGGAGGACCUGUAGCUAGAGGCGAUUAGAGAUGGGACUGUAUCACAGCAAUUGAACAUCUCUAUUAAGAUUGAAGGCACUCUAGCUAGUCCCAACAUGAGACACAGGCUCCAACAUGCCACCAAUAGGCCCUUUGGUGACCAUAAAUAUCCUGCUCCCUCCUAUUAAAUUUAAAAGGGAUCAUAUUGCAAACCAAAAUGGUAGGAUCCACUGCCACCUUUAUUUUAAAGAACCAUCUCUCGAUUCCAAAUUAGCUCCAUAAACUUUUAUUAGAAAAUAAAAAA